Messenger RNA from Gigantopelta aegis, 2128 nucleotides. Its product is annotated as chromatin accessibility complex protein 1-like. Gene Ontology annotation, molecular function: protein heterodimerization activity. The record is from RefSeq and is a predicted model, not a curated record. The transcript has 3 exons. Lineage: Eukaryota; Metazoa; Mollusca; Gastropoda; Neomphalida; Peltospiridae. Bases 17 to 325 code for a protein of 102 amino acids. Gene Ontology annotation, cellular component: CHRAC; nucleus.
CCUAUAAAGCGGGAAAAUGGCGGACAAAGACAAAAAUUCGAGCACUUUACCUAUAUCGCGAGUAAAAACGAUUAUGAAGAGUUCCCCUGAUGUGUCAAGCAUUAGUCAGGAGGCACUACAUCUUACAGGGAGGGCUACGGAGUUGUUUAUUCACGAACUAGCCAAAUGUUCACUAGAGAGAAGUCAUCAGGGGAUGUCCGUUGGUUACUCAGAACUUGCUGAUAUCGUCAACUCAGAAGAGACACUCCAAUUUCUGCAAGAUAUAAUUCCGAGAAAAAUCAAGGUUUCUGAAUAUUACAAGAUGCAAGAGGAAGAGCAGACCUGAGAGGAGAAACCUGGAAAUGAGAAUGAUUGGACGAUGUCUGAACGACGUGAGACUUCCUGUUGGGACAGGAGAGAGAGUACAAAUGUGUUUACUGUGCACCCCAAGAAUUACCUGGUUGUUGGUCCAUCUGAGUACUUACAGACAAUCAUAGAAAGAGACAGGAAACCAUCUAGCUGACCACCUAUGUGUAGUUGAUUUUAUGGUUGGUUUGUGUACUGUAUACUAUGAACAAGUACAAUUAUUGUAGUUAUGACCAACUCAACCAACUCAUUUCACACUUUAUCAGAGGCAGAUCUAGGGGAGGGGCCCAGUUUUUUUUAUCCUUCAUAUGAUUGCAUUAUAAUCAUUCUGAACAUUUCUAACUGGCCGGGGGAGGGGGGUGUUGUGUCAUGUAAAUUGUACUCUUCCAAAGAAAUGUUUACUCAUUUGAGCUAUGUGUUAGUCUCUACCCCAGCUAAAUAUCCUAUUUCAUGAGUUUGCAAACAAUCAUUGAAACCCGGCUUCAGUGAAGUACUUGACACAUCCAGCUUGCUCUGCCUUUUGGUACUUUUAAUAAAACAUCGUGUGUUGGUGACCAAAUAAAUUAUUGUGUCUUGCAAGUGACCAAACUAAUUUAUUUAAAUCCACAGUACAGUGGACUCUGUCUAAACCGGACUCACUUUGUACCGUCGAAAUAGUCCGGUUUACAUAGAAGACCGGUUUAGACAGAGUUCAUCCAGAGUUAUGGUUCUUGAAUGAUCGACAAAUUUUUUAUUGAUUUAAUACACAUCAAAUAGCACAAGGAGUUUGUUGUUUUAACAAGUGUCACAUUGACUGAAUGAACUAUAUCGAAUAAAGAAACAUUCUAUUUAUUUAAAUAGCAAGUGUGAAAUCAGUUAGGUAUCAACACAAACACUAAUAUUAAUCCGAUUGAUUUAAUGGCCUACCGUAAUAAAAGUAAACUUCACAUGAGUGCGAUUACAUUUUGUAUUUGAUCUUGCGACGGCGUCCUGAUUACUUGGCAAUUGACGAUCAUUGUUCAACUAAUUAAGCAGCCCAUCGUUCAGUCAAAUCCUUUUCCGGUGUGGACAGAGUUAAUUAAUGCAUGAACGGUUCUUUCAUUCUUGAUUUUUGAUCCGGAGUCCGUAGACAGAAUAUGGAUUAGGCAGAGAUUUAUACCCAAGAGAUAAAUGGUAGCUGGACGGGGCUUUAGAAAUGGACCGGUUUACGCAGAGAUCCGGAUUACACAGAAUCCGAUUUAGACAAAGAGUCCACUAUACUUAAAAUAAUAAAAAAAAGUUUUUAAAUUACUGCAUUAUAUUUUGUAAGUGGGUUAAAUCUUUAAUUACACUGCCCUGAGUUUGUAGCCACUGCAAGAUGGUACUGACUACUAGUAGUCUGUAAUCAACCCUUUUUAAUGACUAAAAUAAUGUCUUGUUUAGAAUAUCUACCUGUAUAUCCAAUGUCGUUCUAAUGUUUCUAGUAGCGCAUACUUCCUUUUAAGUCCUAAUAUAUUUACUUUUAUACUUAUAUAUAUUUGUACCUAUGAAAUUAUUGAGAGGUGAAAUCUAGUUUGGACUACUAAAACAUUAGGACAACCAAAACUACUUAAAUAUAGAACCCUGGUAUCUCAAUUAAACAAGAAAAUGUAUUUCAUAUUCAAUUUUAGUCUUUGAAAAGCGGGUAGUCUGAAAUGUAUUACACUGAUGUCAAGAAUACAAUUUCUUAUUAAGUUCUGUUAUUUCAUUGCAAGAUGAAUACAUAUGAUAUAUUGCAAGAUGGAUACAUAUGAUAUAUAUUUGUUGGAAUAAAUAUUCAAAUUAC